GCACCGAUCCCCGGGCCAAGCCACCCUUCUUCACAGAGAAGGCCAUGGAGCCCUGCAUCAAAUAUAUCAACAAGAAGUUCCCUAACGUGGACAUACGGAGCAGCACGCACCAUCUGGGGCCAGUGCACAAAGAGAAAGCAGAAAUUUUCCGGACAUUUACUUCCUAUUACCACACCUUUGUGGAUGUGCUAGAAUUCCGGGACCAUGUCUAUGAACUGUUGAAUACCAUCGAUGCCAGCCAGUGCUACUUUAACAUUCAUGUGAACUCUGACUUCACCAAGAAUUAUCUGGACCUGAUUGUCACCUAUGCAUCAGUCAUCUUGCUCCUUUGCCGUAUUGAGGACCGCAAAGCCCUGAUUGGCUUGUAUAACGUUACCCACGAGAUGAUCCAUGGAACCAGUGACUCCAGUUUCCCUCGCUUGGGCCAGAUGAUAGUGGAGUAUGAGAAUCCCUUGCGCAAGCUGAUGGAGGAGUUUGGACCGCACACCAAGGCUGUGAGCAAUGCCCUUCUUUCCUUGCACAUCCUUUUUGCACGUCGAAACCACUCAGCUGAGCAGUGGCGAAGUGACCAGCUUUUCAGUCUGAUCAGUAACCCUGCAAACAUGCUAACUCCUGCUACUUCAGACACGAUGGCCUGUGAAUACCUUUCCUUGGAGCUCCUUGAGCGCUGGAUUGUGCUUGGGUUCCUGCUGUGCCACAGCUGCCUGGGCUCGACACAGAGCUGCCUGGAUUUGUGGCGGACAGCUCUCCGGAGCUCGCUGUACAUCACCCUCGUGAGAGAUGAAGUGCUUCCAAUUCACAAGGUCACCGAGGAGGCCUUUGGUAGUAUCAAAGGCUAUGGGAAACGUAUAGCUGAUAUCAAAGAAUGCAAGGAACAUGCUCUGACACACAGUGGGCAGCUGCAUCGGGGCCGGCGUAAUUUCCUGAGGAAUGCUGUGCGGGAGAUGGAGGCCGUCUUGGCCAAUGAACCAGGAUUGCUGGGGCCAAAGGCUGUUUAUGUCUUUAUGGCGUUGUCAUUCUGCCGUGAAGAGGUAGCCUGGCUUUGCCGCCACAGUGAGCAUGUCAGCAAGGGCAAGAACACGGAAGACUUUUCUGACAGCCACCUGGCCGAGCUUCUGUUCUUGAUGGAGCAGCUCCGUCGCCUGCUUCGACGCCACCAGAACCUCAUUAAGCGCUACUAUGUCCAGUAUUUGUCCCGCUUUGAUGCCUUGGUGCUCAGCGACAUCAUCCAGGACUUGACAGUGUGCCCUGAAGAAGAGUCGGUGAUCAUGUCAUUCUUCGUCAGCUCACUCUCUUCCCUGUCUAUCAAACAAGUUAAUGAAAACGCAAAAUUUGAAUUUUCUGGGCUGAGACUGGAUUGGUUCAGGCUACAGGCAUAUACCAGUGUCAACAAAGCCCCUCUGCAAUUGCGGGAGAAUCCUGAUGUGGCCAGGGUGAUGAACCUCAUAAUCUUUCACACCAAGAUGCUGGACUCUGUGGAAGAGCUGAUAGUAGAGACAUCCGACCUUUCCAUUUUCUGGGUCCCAUUGCAUACAAACCUCUUCAGGGCACAAAGAAUGGGUGGCAUGGAUAAAGUCGGCACAAAGAAGUGGGAACGCAAUAGCGUAACGCAGCAUGGAUGGUUCCUCCAUAGUGGAUGCGAAGAGCUUCUCCAUGAGCUGCGGAUAGAAGCUGCCAAAAGAAUGGAUGUCCUCAAAACAUCUGAGGAGGCCAGAGUUAGACCCAGUCUUCCCUUUAGCUGGCUAUUUACCCCUUUCAAUGAGUGCAAUCAGAAGCUAACAAAAGCUCAGCCCGAUCAAGGCACCAUGUUCUCCCAGUCUGCCUUGAAAUGCAAGCUUUUGCCCAAGCACUGUGCUGCUACCAUCAGCAAAGCCCGGAACAAGCGAGCCCGCAAAGCAGCAUCCAAGAAGGCAGAGCCAGAGAGGGAAAAGCCAGGUGCAGAGAGCCACCGGAAGGACCGCAGCCUGGUCACCAAUCUGGACAAGCUGCACCUGGUGCUGACUGAGCUGUGUUGGACCCUCAACUACGUGCCCAGUUUCCUUGUCUUCGAGCACACAGUAACACCAGCGGAAUACCUCAGCAGCCAGCUGGAGAUGCGCCUCAACAGGGCCCUGGUGCGUCUGGCACAGGCGAGCCCAGGCUCUGCAGAGUUAGCACGCCCCUCCGAGGUGUUGGCAGGUGUGCAGACAUAUGCAACAUUCCUGGUCUCCCUGAUGCAUCGCGUGGGGCUGGACAUGGGGCGCCUGCUCCGCAACGUGCUUUUGCAGCAGACCCAGUCCUUGGAUGCUGCUGGAGAGCAGACCCUCACCACGCUCUAUACGAACUGGUGUCUGGAGUCACUUUUACGCCAGGCAAGCAUGGGCACCAUUAUUCUCUCACCUGGCAUGCGUGCUUUUGUCAGUUUACAGAAAGAGGGAGAGCAAACCUUCAGAGCUGAAGAGUAUUCUGAUGUCUCAGAGAUGCGAGCGCUGGCCGAACUCCUCGGGCCCUAUGGUAUGAAGUUCUUAAGUGAUAACCUCAUGUGGCAUAUUACCUCGCAAAUGGUGGAGUUGAAGAGACUGGUGACUGAGAAUAUGGAUGUGCUAGUUCAGAUUCGCUCUAACUUCUACCAGGUGGAGCAAAUGGCAGCACUUCUACCUCGUCUCACAGCCACAGAAAAUGUGCUGAAGAGGAUGACCAUCAUUGGGGAGAUUCUGUGGUUCCGGUCCUUGGCCCAGGAAGGACUCCAGGAAGUCUUUACCAAUCGUUGUCCGUUUCUGAUGGGUCCUAUUGAGCACCUGAAGGAAUUUGUAACUCCUGAUAUGGAUAUAAAGGUUACCUUGAGCAUCUUUGAGCUCGCCACAGCUGUUGGGUCCCCUUGUGACAUCGAUCCAGCCUUGGUGACUGCCUUCUCCAAUCUGAAAAAAGACGGCUCAUCCCCCGAGGAGGAAUAUAAGGUUGCUUGUCUGCUGCUGGUCUUUGUAGCCGUGUCUCUGCCGCUCCUCGCCAACGACCCUUCCUCUGUCUAUGCCUCCGAGAUCGAUGGCUUUAACAACAAUAUCCACUGCCUGGCUAAAGCUAUCAUCCAAGUAUCAGCUGCCCUCUUCACCAUCUAUAAUAAGAACAUUGAGAGCCACUUGAAGGAAUUCCUUAUGCUAGCCUCCGUGAGCCUCUUGCAGCUGGGGCAAGAUGUUGACAAGAUGAAAACAAAGAACAAGGAGUCCAUCUCGCUGCUCAUGCAUUUGCUCGUGGAUGAGUCAUCCUUCCUGACCACCGACAUGCUGGAGACCUGCUUCCCUUAUGUGUUGCUGCGUAAUGCUUACCGCGAAGUCUCUCGGGCUUCUGUCUUGAGCCGUCUUCCCACACACUGAGUACCGCUCUUCACAUCUAAAGCCCAAAGGCAAGGGUUGGCUUAUUUGCCCAGAGCACAAAUGCAGAACUUCCCUCCACCCUUUGCAGGGGGAUCAGUAGGGUGACAGGUAGUUGCGACAGGGUUCCCUUUUUUUCUCACUCCGCUUCCAUACAGGGGUUUUUGGGGGUUUUUUGCCUCCUCCUUGGCUUCCAAACAACAUUUCUCUGGAGCUUCCGGGCAACUUUGUGCCUUAAAUGCCUUGUUCCCAGGGUCUUUUCCCUGAUCAGUAAAUUCUUCCAUGAAGCUGCUUUUCUGUAAUCUCUUUGGAAAGUUUGCCAUCCAAACUCCAUUGUGGCUUAACCCUUAGUCUCCACCAUAUCAGAAAUCAAGGCAAAAUAUAUGUGGCUGUGUUUAUCUAUACUCUUCCCUUGCUACCCUUACAUCCAUCUUUCCUCUGUUUUUGGGCAGUAUGCCCCUUACAGCAAGGAUCUAUCGUUUUUUAACAGGGCAGUACUGAACCACAGAAGCACUAAACCAAUAAUAAAACUGUAAUUAGUAUAGCCCACAAUCCUAUCCACUCUCAUUCUCUCAGUGCUUGCAUUUGUCACAGUUAUUUUUAAAAAUGACCUCACAAACACCAAGCUCUGUAAAUCUAACGGUAAUAAACGCUGUGUUCAUGCACUUGCGUGCUUGUAAGCAUAAACUGGUUCCUUUGAGCAAAAAUAGGCUAUAGCAAAACUGAACUAACAAAGUCCGCCCUGCCCACACACAAACAAUCACUUUUCUUCCCCACUGUCCUUAAAGAGCCCUAAACGCUGCUGGAUUAACAUCAGCCAGAAUGCCUAUCAAUAGGCAAGAAGAAAUAUUCUUUGUCAUCUGAAAAUGAGCUUUGCUUUGAGUCAUUUACAAACAGGCCAUUUGGUCAAAUAAAAAGUGGAUGGAAUUGUUCUUUCUGGUGACCUCAAUGGCAGAGUUUAAAUGCCAAUUUACCCAUUUGAGGAUGAAACCGGCCUGCAGGACUUCAUCCUCUUGAGGCUAUUCUCCUGUGGCCAGAUUGGGUUUCAGUUCCUUCCCACAAUAUUGAAAUAUUAUUCGGGAUACAUUUAUUUUAUAUACAAGCAUAUAUACACACACACACACAGAGCUGAUGAAGAGGCAAACUGAGCGAAUCAUCCUGAACCUUGUUACAAUGUUUUAGUACUCCUUUCCCCUUCACAAUUUGCACUGUGUAAUGUUUGUGCCACGUCACUUGCGGUACGCGAGCAUGCUUUCUCUGGUUCUUUUUGGCUUUUCACAGGUGUGUGUACCACAGACCUGCUCACCUGUUUGUUUUUCGUAUUUUUGAUGUAGACUUGAAAAAAACGUCCUGUGUUUGAAAAGGCACUUCAAGUAAUUCUGUGAACAGGGCAUUUGAUUUAAUAAAAAGCAUUAUCUCCUUUA
Molecule: messenger RNA, 4771 nt
Organism: Sphaerodactylus townsendi
Lineage: Eukaryota; Metazoa; Chordata; Lepidosauria; Squamata; Sphaerodactylidae
Gene: NCKAP1L
Product: NCK associated protein 1 like
Exons: 30
Coding region: 45-3350 (1101 amino acids)
Biological process (GO): cell migration; cortical actin cytoskeleton organization; neuron projection morphogenesis
Cellular component (GO): SCAR complex
Source: RefSeq, a predicted model, not a curated record